Pantherophis guttatus is the source of this 1667-nucleotide messenger RNA. RefSeq names its product keratin, type I cytoskeletal 18-like. The record is from RefSeq and is a predicted model, not a curated record. Gene Ontology annotation, molecular function: structural molecule activity. NCBI's taxonomy places the organism in Eukaryota, Metazoa, Chordata, Lepidosauria, Squamata, Colubridae. Gene Ontology annotation, cellular component: cytoskeleton.
CGCUCAGGUGGCAGCGCAAUGGCUUUCUCUCUUUCUCAUCCUUGGAACGGCUCCGGACGGCUCUUCCUCGGUUCCUCUAAUGCCUCCGUGCGUGGCAACUCCAGCGGUUCCGACAUUCUCUUAAACCGGUUCCGUGCGGCGCUCCCGGCAGCCCGAGUGAGCGUAGCGGCGGCUUCUUCUUUGCUGGGCCCGGGCCGGCAGCAGGAGGCGCUGCAGGGGUUGAACGAGCGCCUGGCCGGCUAUCUGCAGCGGGUGCGGGGGCUCGAGGCGGCCAAUGGAGCCCUGGAGGAGGAGAUCGCCGCCAUCCGGUCCAGCAGGGCCGGGACGGUUGUCCAUAAAGACUGGGAAGCCUGCGAGCAGCCCUUGGCCGCCCUGCGCAAGCAGGUUGAAGAGCUGAAUAUGGAGAAUGUCAGGCUGCUUCUGCAAAUUGAUAAUGCCAGGCUGGCAACAGAUGACUUUAAGCACAAGUUGGAAGUAGAACAGGCUGCAUGUGACACCGUCCAGAAAGACACGCAAGGAUUGCGCAAAAUCAUAGAUGACACCAACUUCCUACGUUUGAAGCUAGAAGGGGACUUGGAAUCCCUCGGAGAGGAACUAGCUUACUUGCGCAAAAGCCAUGAGGAAGAGGUGGAGGCUCUCACCGCUCUGGUGGCCAACUCUGAUGUAACAGUUCAAGUAGACAACCCACAGAAGCAUGACCUGAGUGAGACUAUUGCUGAGAUACGCAACCAGUAUGAGCAAGUGGCUGAGCAGAAUCGUGCCGAUACCCAGGACUGGUACAGAACCAAGGUUGACUCCAUGUCCCAAGAAGCCAGCAUGAACUCUCAAGCCCUUGAGCAGGCCAGGAGUGAAUUGUCAGACCUUCGCCGGCAGUUGCAAGGCCUGGAGAUUGAACGCCAGACUCUCCAGAAAAUGGUGUACGCUCUGGAGAACACGCUGAAAAACACAGAAGAUCACUAUCUCAGUGGCGUGGCCAAUCUGAACAGAGUUAUUGCUAAUCUGCAAGAGGACCUGGCAGCCUGUCGGGCUGAUUUGGAGACACAGUCCCGAGACUAUGAAACACUUCUGGACCUCAAGACAAAGCUAGAGAAUGAGAUUGAACACUAUCGUGUUUUGAUUGAGGGCGUCAUAGACAGAGGGGAUGUGUUGAGCUCAGGAAAAGCAGAGAUCAGGAGCCAAACAAUUAAAAAGAUGGUGGUCAUUACACACAAAAUUGUGAACGGGCAAGAUGUGACCGAGAGUUCCGAAGAAAUAACUCAAUAGGACUUCAUAAUACUUUAUCAUCAACAAUUUUUUCUGUUGACUAAAAUAACAAUGAGUAAUUCAACAUCCUGUUGCAAUAUUUGCUAACUGAGUCAUGUUGAGUUUUUUUUUUUUUAAUUACUUAUAAUAGAGAUUGAAGGUUACUUAAAUGAUAACCAUAUUGCUAUUGAUAUUGUGCUGUUUAUCUUUCUUCUGCUUUUUACAAUCUUUUGAAAAUGUGGGCAUAAUUCCUAUAUAUUUGAAAGGAAUGGAACAGGCAAGUCCAUAUAUAUCCUCCAAAGACACAAAAAAAUUCAAGGGCUUCAAUGUAAUUUUUUUCAGAGUUAGUACAUACUGAUUUUCUAUUGUACCGUAAAUACAACAUAAACCUGAAUUACAAAUAAAAGGCAUCUUAUUUACUAUAA